Molecule: messenger RNA, 156 nt
Organism: Bipolaris zeicola 26-R-13
Lineage: Eukaryota; Fungi; Ascomycota; Dothideomycetes; Pleosporales; Pleosporaceae
Exons: 1
Coding region: 1-156 (51 amino acids)
Source: RefSeq, a predicted model, not a curated record
AUGAAUGCGUUCUGUGUGACCCCCUCAGACGAUCUUGGCUGUCGAUCUUUGGGGUUGCCGGGUCCCGUUCGGGCAUACAACGGCCAGAGUCCACUUUACGACAGAUAUAGGAAGGUGAAGCUCGUUGAUCCUGUUGGUGGAGUCCAUAGACGAUAA